ACUGCCCCUCCCACUCCCAGGUCACCGCCCAAGGGUGGCUCCUCUGGCAGAGGUGCGGGGAAGGUUCACUCUCUCCUGGCUGGGCUGUUCUUUUCACUCCAGUAACAUUGCAACGGCUUUGGGGAGAGGCUCACACCCAGGAUCAGAUACAGGAGGGGCAGCAGGGUGCAGGGAACAGGGGCUAUUCCUGCCCUGCCACUGUCUGUCUGAGAAACCUUGGCCUUGUCAUUCCCUGGCUCGGUGCCUCAGUUUCCCUUCUUGCCAGCCUGUGCCUAUUUCCCUGCAGUUUCACCUGCGUGUUGGUGCCAGUCCCAUCCCCGUACUGCACAGUCUAAUACCGGCUCCUCUCUCUUGCCAGCACCAUGACACCUGCCCUGGAGCCAGAGCUGGAGACCCACCUCCUCCGAGCUGCCCUGCACGCCGUCUUCACCCUGGGCAUGGAGAAGGACACCGCCCAAGUGCAGGAUCUGCCUAGGGUCUUGCCAGACCUCCUGGACGCCAUGCUGGGGAACCUGCUGGCAGAGUCCCCAGACACCGACAGGCUCCAGUACAUCUUGGAGCACAUUAACUACUGGAUCGUGUCCAGGGUGCCGCGAGAGAGAGCCAGGGCCGUUAAGAGCAGCACGGCCCUGCUCAGAUUCACCAUCACCCUCCCUGAGUUUGACAUAAGUGACCUCUGACCCCAGCUUCCUGACUCCAGGCAACUCAGCGGAAUUCCCCAGGAUGGGUCACCACAUGGCACAGCUGGCUCUGUCCGUCAGUGACCCAGCCAAGGACAUCAGCCGGCAGGCCAGGGAGGGGGUUUACCGGCUCUACCAGCUGCUGCUGCACCAGAGGGGUAAGGAACCCAGCUGGGAAAUGGCACCCGCUAGAAGA
Messenger RNA from Malaclemys terrapin pileata, 876 nucleotides. RefSeq names its product maestro heat-like repeat-containing protein family member 1. NCBI's taxonomy places the organism in Eukaryota, Metazoa, Chordata, Testudines, Emydidae. Bases 363 to 680 code for a protein of 105 amino acids. The transcript is spliced from 4 exons. The record is from RefSeq and is a predicted model, not a curated record.